Messenger RNA from Staurois parvus, 294 nucleotides. NCBI's taxonomy places the organism in Eukaryota, Metazoa, Chordata, Amphibia, Anura, Ranidae. The record is from the annotation of a GenBank genome assembly.
UGAGGAAGGGACAUCUUGCUUACUACUCUGCAUGUGAUUACUGAUUGGCCAAUCAGUGAUCACAUGAUCGCGACCUUGCACAGAGGUCCUGUACGACGAUUGGUGUUUCAGUGUGUCUGGAGGACACAGCGGGCAUCGGAUCGCGGUGUUGAGCACUCCCAGGGAGCACACACAGUCCAAAAUGGCGGAUGUACAACUGCAGAUCAAGCACCCAUGAGCUCUAUUAAUACAAUACUCAUGGGUAGCAGCACUGUUUUUUUUUUUUUUUUUUUUUUGCACUUACUGGAUGAAAAA